AUGGGGGUCACAACUUCCCGACCUUCAUGCACCUCAUGCACCUGCUGCAGCUGUUUCUCUGACUGUGGUGCCUCAAGUUUAAGCAGGCUGUGGUUUCGUCUAGUGUACUUCUUUCGGUCGAAUACUGACUCUGUGGGAAUAAAUCGGUCACACCUGGAAACUAUUCUUCAGGAACUAGGCGAAGGAAACACUAAAGUUGUGAAGGGCAUCGUGACGAGUUGCGGGAAUGAUUACGGCUGGAUCGAAGACUGUGUCUUCUUCAGCACUGAUGUUGUCCUUGGUGCUGUGCCCCUGCAUGCUGGAGACAAAGUCCUUGCACUUGUGGAGGAAGACCCACUCUCUCAUGAAUUGAAAGCAACAGAAGUCUGUAUUUUUUCAGUACAGGAUGCACCUAAGGAAAUCAAAGAUUUAUCUGUUUGUGUUUCCCAUGUGAAGAAAAAUAUCAUCUACAUCGCUGAUGAAUACCACUUCUACCUAGACAGGAUUUCUAAAGCCAUCUUAGGUUUUAUGCCUUAUGAAGGGGACUGGUUGGAUAUUGAAUACUCUGUGGUACAAGGAUCCUCAAAAAUCACAGUACACUCAGUGAAGGCCACAAAACGCAGGCAACUGGAAGAGGUGUUUGUGACCAGUAUCCACCGUAGAGAAGGAAUGUUGAACCACAGCAUCUUUUUCACCCUGGACUCCCUGCACCUUCCCUUGGGAUACACCCCUUUUGUAGGCCACAUGGUCAGCGUGGUGAUAGUUCAGAGCAUCCGGCCCAAUUACAACUGGAGAGCAAUCUCCAUGACCCCAGUUACAGGAGCAGUACAGGACAGGGGCGUUGAGAAUCCCUCCUCAUUGUUAUUCUUAUACCAAUAG
Messenger RNA from Grammomys surdaster, 858 nucleotides. Its product is annotated as cancer/testis antigen 55-like. The coding region runs from base 1 to 858 and encodes 285 amino acids. The transcript has 5 exons. The record is from RefSeq and is a predicted model, not a curated record. NCBI's taxonomy places the organism in Eukaryota, Metazoa, Chordata, Mammalia, Rodentia, Muridae.